AUGGAGGAUGAGGGUAUCGAGCCAAAGUUUGAUGAUAUCCUGAAACUGGUAAAUACUAGUGUCAAUCAAUCUAUGAGCAAGUUCGCCAGUCUAUUACAUCUCACCCCUAGAAUAGAGCAGUCUGAGGGUAAAGUGCAAUCAUUGAUGACGAGUAGACCUCAGAGAGGUGGAUGUCGAGAAGACUCCAUGAUGUCUAGUAAUGCAUAUAGACCUAGUGAGUGUAACAGGUUUCGUAGUACAUCCUCAACAGAUAAGUUACAAGCUGCAAGACAAACACGGUUUUGUUUUACACGUGUGCAAGAGGUGCAUACAGAAGUGAACUGUGAACCUGUGAGCAAGUUCAGUGAUAAGCUAAAUGUAAACUCCAAUCAUGACUCCGAAUUGUGUGACGAUAACGGUGUUGUGAAGAAGUCUGUAGUUGCAACUGGUAAGCCGUUGCUGAAUAGAGUGUCACAGAAUAGAGUUACUGCUUCAGAGUGGAGUUCUGACUUCAAAAGUUUACAAAGUAUAACUAGUCAGAGUGAAGAUGUAAAACCUUUAAUGAUUUUCGAGGAGGAACCAAAAUUGUCUACUUCUGUUAUUAAAGAGUUUGAAAAUGAUGAAAUUGACGGUAAAUUGGAUAUAUGUGAUAAUGAUCAUGAUAGUGCAGAUUUGUCUUUGGUUGAUCAUGAUGAGAUGGGGGAUAUGCCUACUACUGCUAAGUUAAAUAAAGUCUCUGUACAACUACAACGUGAAGUAGAAAUAAAUGCAGAUGCAGUUGCAGAAGGCAUGCAUACUUGUGAGACAGUCAGUGUAAUUGAUCAGCAUGUAGCCCACCUAUCAUCAGAUGAUAGUGCUAAACCUGAACUAGUAGUGAAAGACAGCAGUGGUGGUAAUCUUGCAGUUGGACAACUAUCUGAGAGCCGAAAAAGAACAGCUUCUGAUCCACCACUAAGUUCAUCACCUUGUGUCAUUCAGUAA
Molecule: messenger RNA, 960 nt
Organism: Trichobilharzia regenti
Lineage: Eukaryota; Metazoa; Platyhelminthes; Trematoda; Strigeidida; Schistosomatidae
Source: the annotation of a GenBank genome assembly